AUGUUGCCAUCUGGAUCGACAAUAAAGCGCGACACGCAGUCCGUCACAAACCGUACAGCAAACGCUGCUUGUCUGGAACAAGCAACUGGUUCUCCCAAAGGUUCCGUCAAUAUCACCGGCAUCAGCAGUUCAGGAGCAACCGGUACCAAAGGUCGACGUCGCCGCAACAUUCAAUGCGAUAAAACGGAUCGUUCAGGUACUGCUAUAGUCUUUGACAUCAUACUGAACUGUCCACCUGAUUUACAAUGUCACACACUGAACAAUGAAAUGAAGCUAUUUACCAGCAUCCGUGAAAAAUUCAAUAAUGUAGCCAACGUUAAUAUUACGACGGAUGAUGGAAACUAUAUACCUGCGGAUCUCUGUCAUGUUCAGUCUUAUCUCAAUCCCAAUAGCAACAACGAGGAUGAUAAAAGUGCUAAUGGUAUUGUCAUCGAAUUGAUAGCAGCAACAACCACAACAAUCACAACUACAGGAACAACUAUAACAACAACAACAACAACAACAACAACAAGUACAACUACUACAACAACAGCUGGAUUGGUAUGGAAAGCUACAGGAAACAUGAAUGCUGCAAGAGAGUAUCAUACUGCAUCUAAAUUAGCAAAUGGAAAAGUACUAGUUGCUGGUGGAUAUAAUGGUGCUGUUCUAAGUAGUGCUGAAUUAUAUGACCCAUCAACAGGUAUCUGGACACCUAUUAGUCCCAUGAGUACGCCACGACAGUAUCAUACAGCAACCAUACUACAAAAUGGAAAUGUGCUAAUUAGCGGUGGGUAUUCUGGUAUAGAAUAUUUAGAUACUGCUGAAUUCUAUGACUCAUCAUCAAACACUUGGGCACCUACAGAUAACAUGAAUGAUGCGCGAAGCGAUCAUAUUGCAGUUAUGCUAGGAAAUGGAAAAGUAUUAGUUAGUGGUGGUUUGCAUACUAGUGGUGGUAUUUAUGUAAGUAGUGCUGACUUAUAUGAUCCCUCAACAAAUACUUGGACAUCUGCUAGUUCGAUGAGUUCUCCACAUGCUGAUGCUAUGGCAUCUAUAUUAACAAAUGAUACUGUCUUAGUUGUUGGUGGAAGUGCUGUGGCCACUUUAUCUAGUGCUGAAAUAUACAAUCUCCCAACAAACACUUGGUCAGGUACAGGUGACAUGAAUUUUGCUCGAGAGAGGGCUACAGCAUCUGUAUUAUUAAAUGGAAAAAUAUUAGUUGCUGGUGGACGUAAUGGUCCAUCCAUGAAUGUUGCUGAAUUAUAUGAUCCAUUGACUCACACCUGGACAGUUACAGGAAGCAUGAAUUGUGCGAGAAGUGGUCAUGCAGCAUCCGUUUUAUCAAAUGGACAUGUAUUAGUUACAGGUGGAUGCGAUACUACUAGUGUUGCUGAAAUAUAUGAUCCAUCAACAGGAACUUGGACAGUCACAGGAAAUAUGGUUGCUGCGCGCAGCUAUCAUACAAUGUCUCAAUUGACAAAUGGAACAGUAUUGCUUGCUGGUGGUGUUGUUGAUAGCACUAAUAUUUAUUUAAAUAGUGCAGAAUUAUAUUAA
This is a messenger RNA of Adineta steineri, 1530 nucleotides long. The record is from the annotation of a GenBank genome assembly. NCBI's taxonomy places the organism in Eukaryota, Metazoa, Rotifera, Eurotatoria, Adinetida, Adinetidae.